This is a messenger RNA of Diabrotica balteata, 1361 nucleotides long. The record is from the annotation of a GenBank genome assembly. Lineage: Eukaryota; Metazoa; Arthropoda; Insecta; Coleoptera; Chrysomelidae.
UGAAAGGGGAAAUAGGUGUUUUUCAUUUACCAGAGUGAAUGAUUUAAAUAAAAAUUUAAAGGGACAACAGAAAAGUUAGCAUGUCUGAUAAUAAAGAACCAGCAUUGUCUGAAACAGACCAGCAAAUUUUUAAGGCAAUUGAGAAUAAUGAUGUAGUUCUUUUAAAAACACUUCUUGCAGAAACAAAAAACGUGAAUAUUCUGGAUGAGAAUUCUAUGACUCCCCUUCAACAUGCUGCGUAUAAGGGAAAUAAAGAUCUUGUUCAGGUCCUUCUGGAUCAGGGAGCAGACGUGAAUUACUGCGAACACCAACAUACCUACACAGCUCUGCACUUCGCCGGUCUCUCUGGAAACUCAGACGUCUGCUUGGCAUUGUUGUUGGCUGGCGCAAAGUCACACAUCACCAACACAGUCGGCCGUACCCCAUCACAAAUGGCAGCUUUCGUAGGACACCACAAUUGCGUUUCUGUCAUCAACAGUUAUAUUCCAAAAUCUGACAUAGACUAUUACACGACAGCAACAGCGAAUCGGGGUCCAUACCUUCCGCCGUUUUUAUCAGAAAGUUUCCAUAAAUUCGUUAUGCAAAUUAAUAUACAUCCAAUUAAAGUAGUUUUGAAUGUACAGAACUUUGUAGGUUUGUCGGAACAUUUGCCAGAAGUGAAAAAAGUACUUGAAUUGAUGUGUGAACGGGAGAUAAAACGCGCAGCCGAUAAAAAUGAGGUUAUGUCUUUCAAGUUCCAUUACUUAGGGUAUAUUGUAGGAGAAGUCGUAAAAGUAAGGCAGAGGCAAACUGCGAAAAAGGAUGAAGGUGAAGACGAUAAAAAGUUGGAUAUCACUGAACUUUUUACGAGAAAAUUGCUAAAACCUGGCAAAGACGGACAGUUGGAGUUCAUGGACGCAUUUUUAAAAGAAUGUAUCAGAGAGUUUCCUUACAGGGACUGCACGUUAUUUAGGCAAAUGGUUGCAAGUCUAGCAGGAGAUGAUCCACCGCCGUCCCUGGUAGUAAUUCAUCACGCCAUAAACGGCCAAAGAGGCUUCGAAGAUUGUAUAUCCAUCUGCAACACCUGUGGAGAAGAGAAACCUGCCAAAAAAUGUUCAAAAUGUAAAGUUGUACAAUAUUGUGAUAGGAAUUGCCAGAGACUGCACUGGCAUUGGCAUAAAAAGGCUUGUCCUAGAUUAAGUCAGAUGAUCGAUACAGAUGUACAAACCAAGCCAGAUGCUUCAGAGUUAUCAGCGGAGUUGCAGAAUCUUCUUGUGAACAAUUGAAGUCAAAAAUGUAUAAUGUGAAUUUUAUUUAAUGUUUAUUUGACACUGUUUUAUGAACAAAACAAGGUAUUUAAUUUUAAGUACACUAAAGCAGUU